AUGUUAUCGGCACUACAGAGAAACGGCAAAAAUUCUUUAACAUUUGAAAGUGUUGUUUGUUCACAAUUAGAAUUACAAAGACGUGCUGCGUCGUUUUCCCAUCGUCGAAAUACAAUGUGUCGAGGAUCAUCACAAUGUCCGUUGUCAUCAUCAUCGUCAUCGUCUAACCGGUUUUCUGCGUCAUUGAAUCGAAUUAUGUUACUGUCACCUAUUCCAUCUCCACCGCCAACACCUUAUCCAAGCAGUCGGACGUCGACAUCCGAUGGUAGCACAAUGCAAUUUAUGAAGACAAGAAAUUCUUGUGCUAGUAAACGUAGGCGAACAUCAUCGGCACAUUCUAUUAUUGGUAAUCGAAUGGAAAGUAUAAUAGAUCGACAAUCACUUGGCUCACUAUUUAAUUGGGAUGCAACAUCAAGAAAUGCAGCGGGCAAAAAAAAUGGCUCAAGAUGGAGUAUUGAUUUUCCUAAAGAAACGCCAUUCUAUUGGAGUUUAAGAUCACGUUUGAUUGAAGAAUAUACUGAAUCAGAAUCUCUACUUGAAUUUGCUAAAAAAACUGUUCUAGUACUUAUGAAAACAAAAGAAGCAACAGGUUUUCUGUGUGUUAUUCUUGUUCUUCCAAUUAUAAUGAUGGGAAUUGGCGUUAGCCAUUUAGGUGAUUGUCCACGUCAAACAAAUUUGCCAAUUUAUUUAUUUGUAGCUGGUAUCGUAUCGACUACAAAGCUUCUUCAGAGUAUUUGGCAUAAAUAUCGUUUACAACAGAAACGUCUAACUGAUGAAGAAACAUCAUCGAAUCAUAAUGAUGGCCAUGCAUUUAUUGAUGGUCUAAUGACAUCAUUUCUUGUCAUUUGGUUUUUCUUUGGUCAAUACUGGUUUCUAACUAUAGGAUAUCCGCCGCAUUUUGAACAACUUUUAGAAGAUCCCGAUAUUUGGUGUCAUAAAACUGUUGUGUAUUGUGCAUUAGCGUCAAUAGUUAUUUCUUAUUUUCUAUUGAUCGCUUUUAUUGGUGUUGUCCUAUUUCUUGUGUUUUUUACUCGAUAUACAAUUAUUAAACGAGCGUCAGCACGUUGA
This is a messenger RNA of Rotaria socialis, 1068 nucleotides long. Lineage: Eukaryota; Metazoa; Rotifera; Eurotatoria; Philodinida; Philodinidae. The record is from the annotation of a GenBank genome assembly.